Stylonychia lemnae is the source of this 3450-nucleotide messenger RNA. The record is from the annotation of a GenBank genome assembly. NCBI's taxonomy places the organism in Eukaryota, Ciliophora, Spirotrichea, Sporadotrichida, Oxytrichidae.
AUGGAGAAAUUAUACAAUGAAAGAUAGAAUGAUGUUAAAAACUAUCAAAUAAAAUUUGAAGAGGAUCAGAAGAAAAUAGAGGAGAUGAGACAUGAUUAUCUGAAGGAUUUGAGUCAUCUUAGAGAGUAUAUGUUUCAAAAAGAUUAAGCUAAGGCAGACUAUAUCGAUGUUAGAUACUUUGAAGCAAGCAAAGAUUUGGAUGAGAAAAUUUAGGCAAUUAUUAAUGAAAAAGUAGGUUUGAUGGCAUUAAAGUUUAACACCUAGCUUCAUUAACUAUAAAAGACUAAUGAAAUAUACUAUAAGUAGAUCACUUUAUUUGAAAUGAUCUGCAGAGACGGCAACCAUUUAAUUAGCCUACACGAACUUAAUGCUAUUGAUAUCAUCAGAAAAUUACAUAUCGUGGAGAAAUCACCACAAAAUAUUUGGAAAGCGUUAGAAAGUUCAUUUGGCUAUGGAUUUUUCACUAAAGUUUUAGAAGAAGAAUAUGGAAUCACUCCUGAUUUUUAAGAAAAAAUUCGCAAAGAGUUUAGUGAGGAGCUAAGUAUUGUAAAGCAUGAUGCAGCUACAAAGAUUAACAAAGUUGCAAGUCAAGCUAACUAGGAGAUCUUAAAACUUGCCAAAGAAUUGAGUAAUAAGAACUCAGAUUUAUCAAAUAAAAGGUAGGAAUAUAUCUAGUCUAUAGAAAUGAUCAAAGAUCAAAUGAAGUUUGGUAUCUAAAAGGAUCACUUGAAGAUGAUUGCUGAUCUGGAAAAAGAAUAUCUGAACUAAAUAGCUUUCCAAAAAUAGCAACUGUUUAUAUAUGAGAAUGGUUUCCGUGAUGGUCAUGCUAUUGAGAAAGAUGAAUGGAAGAAGUUUUAUGAUAAAGAAAUUGAGUAAGUAAGAGAUAGCAAUAUAUAGCUGAUUAAAAAGGGAUCAGAAUUAGGCUACAACAUCUAGAAAUAGCAAGCUGAGAUUGAGCUUCUCAAGCACUAGUUUUCCGAGCUGAAUAUGGAACUUGAGUAGUCUUAAAAUGAAUAGCUUAGUAAAAGAAAGUAGUUAACUAACUUGGAAUACGAAGUUAAGAGUGUGAGGUAGACAUUCUAAGACUCAGCUAAUUAUAUAGAGAUAUUAGAGAAAGAAUUUGAAAGACUCAACCAAUAAGGCAAAAAACUAGCAAGGAGUAAUCCUGAAUUAGAAAUGAUGAUCCAAGUUACACCUUUGAAACAGCUGCAAAAAAUGAAAUUCAAAGCAUCUCAUGAUAUGAACAUAAGUACAUAGAAAAAUUUGUAGUUAAUACUUUACGACAAGAAAAGAGACAAAUAUACAUUGACUGAAAUAUAUGAUGUGCACAAAGAUCUCAAUUUCAAAGUUACUAGUGAAAUCUUAUUAAAGCCUCCAAUGAAUGAUGUAAAUACUCAGUAUGAACCUCAUACCAAAGAAAUGCAAACAUAAAUAGGUCAAGCUGUUUUCGAAUAAAAAGAAAAGGAAGUUUUGACUGAUGUAGACAUCUACAAGUAUGUAGAAAUGGAGUAGAAAGCUGAAAAUUUAGAUAAGAUUCAGCCAGAGUAUGAUAGAUUGGUCAGUGAAGAAUAACUAAGAUCUCUUAAAACUGUAAAAUCGAAAAAGAGUCUAGCAAAGAGUAACACUAAAGCAAUGGAUGGAAAUGGGAUUAAAAAAAGCAAAACAUUAAUGUAAAGAGGUCCAAGAAAUAUGGAAAAGAGCUCUAUUGAGUAAUCUAAGGCAUCUUUAGGCUCGGAAAAGAGUUCUAUUAAUUACGAUGAUAAUAGUGAUAUGGAGAUGAUGAAAGAUGGUAGAAAAAGAUAAGUUCGUAACACUAUUGCUGGUAAUUUUAAUGAUAGUGGAUUCCAAAAUAUUUAAGGUUCAAAAUCAAAGCAUGGAAAAUAAUUGUACGAUAGUAGUGUCAAAGAACUUCCUAAGGAUGAAGAUAAUGAAGAAGAAACAACAAGUAAUAUGACUGAAGAUGAAAACUAAGAAGAUGAGGAUAUGAAUUAAACAAGCAAUAAUGUGUAGAACACUAAGAUGUUUGAAGAAAACUUAAAGCACUAGUUAGACAUUGGACAAGAUCUAAUGAAUAUAAGCAUCAAGAUUAAUGAAUCAUAAUAUGAUUAGAUGCAAGAAUAAAAGGCAAGAAAGAAAAAACAAAAAAGUAAACGGGUAUCACCCUAAAGAGUGCAUGUAUAUAAAAUUGUUCCAUAUAACUUACACAGUCUUGGGAAGAUACUAGAUCAUAACCAUAAGAUUCUAAAAGCAAGCAAAGGGGUACAAACUGAAAGUGAAGAAUAGUGCACAGACUCUUCUAUUUUCUUAACAACUCCUAAACCAAAUACAGACUAUAAUGAUAGUGUAGGAUUGCAGGCACAUCUAAUUAGAAGCUAAAGCAGAAGUCGAGUGUAAAGUCAUCAUGCCACUCCUAAGAAUAAAAAAGCCAUCAGAACUUAGAACUCUAAUAAUGAACUGGCAAAGUCUACUCCUAACACAGCGUAAUUCUAUCUCAAAUCAGAUAAAAAGGCUACAAGAGGGGAUACUAAAUCAUCAAAUGAGAGUAAUAAUUGCUUGAAAUCUUUUGAUGGGCAGUUUAAGAGCGGAUAUUAAACGUAAAUGAAGUCUCACAAUAGUGGAGUGGAUAUUAAUUACAGCUUUGAUAAUAAAUCAGCAACUUAUUAUCAAGAUUAAUUCAAAAAGAGCAGCGGGACUGUUUAGAGGUUAAAGGAAUUGCAGGAAUCAAAAUAUAGAGAAGCAGGUAAAUUUGAUUUAGUAUAAAAUUAUUAGAUUAGCCGCAACCUUCUUCUAGGCAAUCAGUUAUUGGAAAUGAUUUACUAAAUAACUCAUAUGAUUUAAGAAAAACCUAGGUUGGAAAGAGAAGAUAGAGCAAAAGGAUAAACUAAAAUCAGACUGUAAUAGACACUUUUGAUAAAAGGUAAAAAUCAAAGAAUGCUUACGGAUUUCAACUAUGCAGAGAUAAUUCAAAAUGAGAUCAGAUCAAAGAACAGUCAGUUUUCCCAUGACUACUCAAGCACCUAGCCAGGUAGACUCAAUGAAAUGUCAUAGAGCAUGGACAGUAGACAUGGAGCUAGAAAAACCAAAUUUAAAAAUGCGAACUUUGGUUUGUCUCGGAUAAAUCAUGGAGCCCAUAAUAAUAGUGGAGCUCACGAUAGUAGUUUUGGGUCAGGAAUACAUAACAAUCAAGCAAGUAGCUACAAACAAAGAAGAAAAAUAUAUUCACACUUUCAUUCUACUGCUAACCCUUCCUAAAAGCCUGAAGUUAACAACAACCAGAGGAGCAUACAGUCACUAGUCAAUUAAAACAAUAAAUUUGACUCAGAAAAUAAGCUUGAUGAGCCGAAAUUUACUCACCAGUAAACAGAUACCAAGAGAAAGGCUCCAUAAUUCGAUCAUUAAGAAAGUGUUAUUGAAGAAGAAAAUUUUAAGAAGGAUCCUCAUUAGCUUUGA